GAGGCCGCCGCCGCCGACUUCCGCCGCCGCCUGUUCCCCGACCAAAACACACACGCACACGUACUUCCGGUACUGUCGCCACGUCACGGCCCGCACGCGGCGCACGCUUCCGGAUCGCCUGCAAGUCACGUGACCCAUUGCUCCCUUUUCUUCCUCCUCCAUUUUUUUUCCCCCUCCUUAAUGAAAGCGCUGAGGGUGUUUGGGUGCUGAUGCCUCCUGUUCCUUCUCAGGAGAUAGGCUUUCGCAUCGAGCAGGCAUCUUCUUCCUCUCCUCUAGGAGCCACAUAUAUUUUAAAUUAGAGUGGGGCUUAGUAUUGUGAGAGUGCUGACACUGAAGAUGGCAGGAUGUGAAGGCAGAAUAAGCCUUGAUUGCUAGUAAUACAUGUAGACACUGAGUGAUACAUCUUGUUCAAGAGGCUGUUAGGCAUCCAUCGUUGAUGUUUUGUGUUACUAGUGUGUUUGAAGCUCUCACAAUCCUGCAUAACUUUUUGAUGUGUAUGGAAUUGCAGAAUGUCCUGAAUUGGAAGGGAUCACUGUGGAUCAUCAAGUUAAACUCCUGCCUCCACACAGGACCACCCAAAAUUCAAACUCUGUGCCUGAGAGCUUUGUCCAAACACUCCAUGAACACCAGCAGGCUUGGGUCAUGACUACUGCCUUGGGGAGACUAAGGAAGAAUGUUGAAAGAUUAGAGGGAGCUUCAGGGGAGACCUGUAAGAAUGGCUGUAAAGGCUUGAAAACUUGUCUCAUAGAGGAAGAGGUGAAGAUGUGCUGAACCUCACAAGUGACCGUAUCAAUCACUUGGUCCCACGUGUGGGACUAAGAAGUGAGCUGUUUAGGAAACAAAAGGGUGACAGUAAAUAUUUCUUCAAUCUAGCAGAUGCAUCAAGGUUUUGUAGUUGGCAUUUGAAAGAAAUCAAAAGCAAAGCAUACAGGAAAUUAUACAAGUUCAUAAUUCAUGAUGUUUAAUCAUUUGUACAAUUUCAUGAAGGUUGUUUAGAAAAUCCAUCACUGGACAUACUGAAUCAAAAUUAAGUGGUGUUUUCCUCUCAAACUAUGCUUUAGUUGGAACACGUGAGAAAGAGUUGUUUUCAUCCUAGCCAGAGCCAGUACAGAAAUGAACAGUUUUGGAGGAAAAAUAUACUAAGAAAGCAGCUGGUGAGGCAUCACCCUCUUUCACAAAUAAACUACCAAUGGAGAACAGUUUUAAAAGCAGAUUUGCAGUCUAAAGAGGUUCAGGAUCUGCUUCUAAGAGUUGUGUUGAAGAUAGUUCCAAGAAGGACAGAUAUUGCUAGGCAAGUUUGAUACUUGUGUUAGUGUUCUCCCGAGGAGCUGAGACCAGGAGGCCAUCAGUGUGCGCUGGCUGCGAGGGAGGUGUGGCAGAAGCUGGUGGUGCCACCCAAGGCCACAACCGUUACCAGGCCAGCGGUUAAACCACCCCUCUUGCACCAUGGCGGGUCCACCACGGCCUGUCUACCAGGGGAGUUUCAUGGACAGAUUUCCCCACAUCUUGGCUGCUGGGAAGUUGUUUCCAACUGGUGAUACAGCUGCACAUUGCCUCACUGAAGCUUUACCCAGGCCUGUCACUCCAGCUAUUGUGAAAAAGUUUCGAAAUACGACAAAUCCAGCUCCUGGUGCUAAAAGAAUAUUCUAUGGCAAAGCGGAUGAUCCUGAUGUUGCAGCUCACUUGACACACGGCAUAACAUCAGGUUCUUCAGUUGCUGUAGCUUCAUUAGUAAAUCCACUUCCAAAAACUAAUUUUCAACAAAAAAUACAAGACAGAAAAGAAGCAAUCUACUUUAGUAAUCGCGAAGCACCUUUGGGCAGGUCACAUGAUCAAUCUUCUAUGUUACCCGAGGGCUUGGAUGUAACCAAUACCACAUUUGGAACAAAAACUGUCCAAGAUAUAUCAGCUGGAGAGCUUGUAAAUCCUCCAAAAACUUUUGCGGAAGUAGACAAAGAAGCCAGAGAAGGACAUGAUUUAUAUGUUGUGUCACACAAUGAUUAUUAUGCUGGAGAAGCAAUAAAUAGGAAGUAUGACUCACCAAACUUCAACAAGUCUUAUGUAUAUGGAAUAGAAACCCCUCACUUUGAAGAUGGACGGAAUGUAUCCAAAUCCUUAAAUUGGCUCUACGAUUGGCAAAUGAAAAGAGCAGCAAAGACUGUGUCCAAAAGAAUUGAUGAUUUCAAGGAAAAAUUUCAGCCUCAGAUUGGAAAAGUCCUUGAUCCUAUAGCAGAAACAAUGAAUGUUCCUGCAGACCAUACCUUUGGAAUGUUACUCCGUCCAGAUGAAUGUGGUGUUGGAGAUCUUCUUCACUGUAGGGUUCCAAGUGAGUUCCUCCGUGGCAAAGACAGAGAGAGAGCUGUCUUAGCUGCAGUUCGGCAAAGUUUGAAGAAAGCUAACUAUGAAAAUUUUGACAUGUUACUAGAAGCAUUCAGGCAUUAUGAUAAGGAUGGUGAUGGGAUGAUAGACAAAAACGACCUGAGAAAGUCCUGUUUUCAACUUAAUCUGAAUCUAGAUAGUGAGCUCUUGGAUUCCUUAUUUGACUAUUGUGAUGUGGAUAAAGAUGGUCUCAUUAAUUAUCAGGAUUUUGCAAAAUUUCUGAACUGGAAAGACAAAAUGGCUGUAGAAGAGUUUGAAGAAAAAGUAAUCACAAAAGGGAAAGAACUAGAUGGUCCUCCUCAGUCGGACACAAAGACAGAUGAUGAGCCACUAUUGAAGCAAGAAGAUUGUGUGUUAAGAGAAGCAGAAAGCUCAGGAAAGACACCAAAAACGCUUACAAGACCAACAGACAGUGUAUUUGCAGACUAUCAAACAACUUCUUCCCAGUAUAAUGCUGUAGUAGGUGGUCUUCCAACAAACUAUUAUCCAGUAUGUGGCGUUCCAACUAUUCGUUCAGAUAUUCCAGCUCCUCGAAUUCGCCGCAUUAGUGACAGAACUAAUUAUGGUGAUGAGGCCAAUGCUUAUGCAUUGUUGUUCCCUUCUGUCUUCAGUCAAAAGGGAGUGUAUGAAGGAGACUUCUUUAAAUCAAGACCAAAGGCAGAGGUAGCACAAAUUCUUCAAAACAUUGGUGUGAACAUUUCUGAUGAAAGAUUUGAAGACAUCUGGAAACAAGCCUGUAUGAAACAACAAAAAGAAGAGGUUUGUGUAGAAAGUAUAAGGAAUGUACUUGAUGAGAUGCAUGCAUCACACACAAAAAGUUCCUAAAUCCAGUCUUUGAGCUCUGCAUUUAUUCAAAUUGACAUCAGUCAUAAUUCUGGUGCUUUAUGCAAUAAAUAUUUUUUGAAAGCUGUGCCUACCUAA
Molecule: messenger RNA, 3300 nt
Organism: Gallus gallus (chicken)
Lineage: Eukaryota; Metazoa; Chordata; Aves; Galliformes; Phasianidae
Gene: EFHB
Product: EF-hand domain family member B
Exons: 15
Coding region: 1447-3204 (585 amino acids)
Molecular function (GO): calcium ion binding
Source: RefSeq, a predicted model, not a curated record